Molecule: messenger RNA, 855 nt
Organism: Venturia canescens
Lineage: Eukaryota; Metazoa; Arthropoda; Insecta; Hymenoptera; Ichneumonidae
Exons: 2
Coding region: 1-855 (284 amino acids)
Source: RefSeq, a predicted model, not a curated record
AUGCCGCUUGAGUUCAUAAAGAGUGAAAAGGAUAAAGAUAGACUAUUGUUAAAUGGUUUUCUGUAUCAUCGUGAUAAAAAACAUGAAACAAACGGAAACAUUUAUUGGCGAUGCAUUGACUAUGGAGAAAAGCAUUGUCGUGGACGAGUCAUCACCAACGCUGACAAUGUUGUUAAAGAGGGUGUCCACAAUCACGGCGGUAAUGCAGCUUUUGUGAUGAAAGAAAAAAUCGUCCAGUCCCUCAAAGAUCGCGCAAAAUCGACAACGGAAAGUAAUCACGAGAUUGUUUCCCGUGCUGCUUCGGAAAUUCCCGACAGCGUUGUGGUGGAAAUGCCUUCGACUAGUUCACUAAAAAAAAUGUUACGGAACAAUCGUUCCAAUGAAAAUCAUCUCCCAAACCCGCCAAGUCGCGAAAGUUUGAUACUACCUCCUCAAUAUAGAGAAACUGAAAAAAAAGAAAAUUUCCUGAUUUGGGAUAAAGGAGCCGUCGAAGAUCGAAUAAUUAUUUUCGGAACAGAAGAAAAUCUGGACUUGUUGGCCACAGCUGAACAUUGGUUUGCCGAUGGUACUUUUGAUGCGUGUCCUACAUUGUUCUCACAAUUAUACACAAUCCACGCAAGAAUCGAAGACCGCAUCAUUCCAUUGAUUUUCGUACUGCUGUCUGGGAAAUCAACAUCAUUUUAUUGUGAGAUGCUGCGAGCUAUAAAAAAUGCCAAGCCCAAUUUGGAACCAUCAACGAUCCUUAUUGAUAUGGAACUAGCUGCUGCUCGAGCAUUCAAAGACGUUUUUCCAGAUAUUACAAACAGUAUAUCGGUCGCAUCGAUCGCAGAGGAAACCGUAGAUCCGGAAAGAUAG